This is a messenger RNA of Parasteatoda tepidariorum (common house spider), 1359 nucleotides long. Its product is annotated as maspardin. The record is from RefSeq and is a predicted model, not a curated record. NCBI's taxonomy places the organism in Eukaryota, Metazoa, Arthropoda, Arachnida, Araneae, Theridiidae.
AUAUUUCUUACUUUAGAAUCUUUGGAAAAUUAUGCGUUUUUACAGCAAGUGGUUACGUGUUCCAUACUCUAAAUGUGAAUUAAUAUAUCUGCAAAAAAAUUUAAUAAUUUAAUUUAUGUCAUAACCGUAAAAGAAAAGAUAAACAAAAACAGAAAAAUGCAUGACUUUCUUGUUCCUGUUUCCAGCCAUCACACAUAAAAAUUUAGACUUUUAUUAUAACUUUAUAUUUUGUGACAUGACAGGUGUUUCUCUGCUUCUAACGAAAAACUACUUUGAAUAAAAGUGGUAAACAACAUGGAAUUCAUUGAUUCAAAAUUAUCAACAAUAUCUAACUCUGCUGAGUACAUAAGCUUUAGAAGCAGAGUUCCUCAGAAAAAAAUUAUUGUUGAUGAAGAUUCCAAUAAAGUAUGGACAAUAUAUGAUUUUGGCCCACGUAGUAUUACUUGUCCUCUAAUAUGUUUACCUCCAGUAAGUGGUACAGCAGAUAUAUUUUUCAACCAGAUAAUAUCAUUGUGUGCUAAAGGAUACAGAGUGAUUGCGGUGCAGUAUCCUGUUUACUGGACUAUGAAUGAAUUUACAAAUGGAUUUAGCAAACUACUUGAUCAUCUUGGAUUGGACAAAGUUCAUUUGUUUGGUGCUUCUCUUGGAGGUUUCUUAGCACAAAAAUUUGCAGAAGCUACUUUCCACACUCACACAGUUCACUCAAUUAUUCUUUGCAAUAGUUUUACUGACACAUCUAUUUUUAACUUCACUGAUACAGCAGUUGUAUUUUGGAUGUUUCCGGCUGUUGUUCUUAAAAGAAUGGUUAUGGGUAAUUUCUCUAAAGGAUAUGUGGAUGCCUCCAUUGCAGAUUCUAUAGAUUUUAUGGUUGAAAAGCUUGAAACCUUAUCUCAACAAGAGCUUGCAUCUCGUUUAACCCUCACUUGUAUGAAUUGCUAUGUGGAGCCUCAAAAACUACGAAGCAUUCCAAUCACAAUAGUUGAUGUUUUUGAUGACAGUGCAUUGAGCAUUGCAGCACGUGAAGAAAUGUACAAAUUUUAUCCUGAUGCUAAACGAGCUCAUUUGAAGAAAGGAGGAAACUUUCCUUACUUAAGUUGUAGUGAAGAAGUGAAUCUACAUAUUCAAAUUCAUCUUCGUCCAUUUGAAGGUACAAAAGUAUCAGCUUGUGAAGGAGCGUCUGUUUGUAAUGAGGCUAUUGAUAGUCUGGAAGAUUUGUAAGAUUCUUAAAUAUUGCUUUCAACACAAUUUUAAAAUGUUAUGACCUUAAGAGUAUUGCACAAAUUCUAAUUGUUAUAUCUUGCGUAAUUUUUUAACUGUGAUAUGUCACGACAGUUUUGUAAUAAAUAUUUUUUGUAGAAA